AUGGCCAGUCCUGCCCCGGGACACCGCCAGGCCCUGCCUUCUCCCCCACCAGCUUACCUCCGAUCAUCGCCGCCAUUCACCCCAUCGCAAUCACCACGGACCAUCCCGAACCGACCUCAUAGCUUGAUCCUCAACCGCAAACCAGUUGCUCCUGCGUCGCAGUCCGAAACCUCUCUCGUUAUUCAAAACUCUCCACGCUCACCAGUCAAAAUCGCAUAUGGCGCAGACAUCCCCGAUGCCUCGAGCGCGCGCAUCGAAGGCGCAUACAGUGGGCCUACCACACCGCAAUUGGACCUCCCGGAGUUCGCAGGCAUGUCACUUGACAGCCCCGUACAGCCGCCCCAGCAGAGCUGGAAUCCUGCCGACCCUCCGCGGCGAGACUUAACACAGGCUCCGCACUACACACACUCGCAUCCGUACGGUCACACCCCAGCGAGCAGCGGCUCGUGGUCGGUGGUAGAGCCACAUAAAGAUGAGCAACACGGAAACCCGAAAAAGAGUGGCUCCUCGUUGGAGCGCGAGGGUCAGAGUUACGACUCUUCGCGGGGAAGCUUGGAUAGCGUGGCGCAGGCGUCGGAUAGCUACGAGCCUCUGACCUACCAUCACCAGCAACAACCGGCUGGGGUACCUACAAAGAAAUCCGCGCCCAAUGCUGGAGAUGACCCGUCCGCCUCCACGGAUAAGCUGGCUGUUAGGCGAUCAAGGCUUUCGCGACCUCUUUCAACAUACUCCUCAGCCUCAGAUGGUGGUCACCGCCGGAACCUCUCCGCAUCGCCGUAUUUACAUGCCCAAUCCUCGCCACGGAACUCAAGUGGAACCCCAGAGAACAGGUCAUCGUCAUUUUUCGAUUUACUCAACACAUCAUACCCACAGCCCGGCCCAACAGCGCAAUUCGACAACUCCCGUCUCCAAGCCUCAGUCGGAAACAACGCCUCUCUCCUUAGCCACAAAGAGACAUUCGAGAUGUACCUCGCGAACGUAAAGAAAACCGACGAGCCAACAGUGCUCUACGAAUUCGCCGUGUUCAUGGUAAACUCGAUGCGCGAGAUGCCAGUCGUGGACCUCGAAGACACCAGCCCGAUAACCCGCGCCCGUCUACUCCGCGAAUCAAAAUCCAUCCUGCAGCGCCUCGCAGACCGCAGCUACCCCUUUGCACAGUACUACCUUGGCGACGGGUACGCGUCAGGUCUCUUCAGCAAAGGCGCCGAGGACCACGACCGGGCUUUCCCCCUCUUCCUCGCUGCCAGCAAACACGGCCACGUCGAAGCCUGCUACCGCACAGCGCUGUGCUACGAGUUCGGCUGGGGCUGUCGCGUCGACGGCAGCCGCGCGGUGCAAUUCUACCGCCAGGCAGCAUCGAAAAAUCACCCGGGCGCUAUGAUGCGCAUGGCCAACGCCUGUAUUGCUGGCGAUAUGGGGCUGGGCAAGCGGUACCGCGAGGGUGUCAAGUGGUUGAAGCGCGCGACUGAGUCCGCAGACACGCAGUAUAACUCCGGCCCGUACGAGCUCGGUGUGAUGCACGAAAGGGGCUUCGGAGAGGAUGUCUUCCCCGAUGCUACCUAUGCCGCGCAGCUAUUCACUAAAUCCGCGGAGCUGGGUCAUGUGGAGGCUUGCUAUCGUCUUGGCGAUGCGUAUGAGCAUGGGAAAUUGAACUGUCCGCGCGACCCGGCUCUUAGUAUUCAUUUCUAUACCAGUGCUGCGCAGAACGGACAUCCGGUGGCGAUGAUGGCGCUUUGUGCGUGGUAUCUCGUUGGCGCGGAGCCUGUGCUCGAGAAGGACGAGAACGAGGCAUAUGAGUGGGCUCUCCGGGCUGCAAAUCUCGGUCUCGCGAAGGCUGAGUAUGCUGUCGGCUACUUUACUGAAAUGGGUAUUGGCUGCCGUCGUGAUCCUCUCGAGUCAAAUGUGUGGUAUGUCAAGGCGGCGGACCAGGGCGAUGAGCGAGCCAAACAUCGAAUCGCUACAAUCCGAGCUGCGGCAGAGGGUUCACAUCCAGGCGUGGCUGGGCGCAAUGGAGCAACGCGGAAUGGAGGCCGGCUCAAGAAAGCUGAGCGCAAGGAUAAGAGUCCGAGUACUGGCCAGGAACCUGAAGUCGAAAAGCCUGCCAAACAGAAACGAUUCGUCAUUUUCUAA
This is a messenger RNA of Penicillium expansum, 2130 nucleotides long. It is a transcript of the gene chs3, whose product is annotated as putative chitin synthase activator (Chs3). Gene Ontology annotation, molecular function: protein binding. Lineage: Eukaryota; Fungi; Ascomycota; Eurotiomycetes; Eurotiales; Aspergillaceae. The record is from RefSeq and is a predicted model, not a curated record. The coding region runs from base 1 to 2130 and encodes 709 amino acids. The transcript has 2 exons.